This is a messenger RNA of Cercocebus atys (sooty mangabey), 1961 nucleotides long. Its product is annotated as zinc finger protein 716-like. Gene Ontology annotation, biological process: regulation of DNA-templated transcription. Bases 1 to 1704 code for a protein of 567 amino acids. Gene Ontology annotation, molecular function: DNA-binding transcription factor activity, RNA polymerase II-specific; RNA polymerase II cis-regulatory region sequence-specific DNA binding. NCBI's taxonomy places the organism in Eukaryota, Metazoa, Chordata, Mammalia, Primates, Cercopithecidae. The record is from RefSeq and is a predicted model, not a curated record. The transcript is spliced from 4 exons.
AUGGAGAAGCUCGUUGUUCUCUCAUUGCUGUUAAAUCUUUUCAGUUAUAAACAACAAAAGUGGGUGAAAGUUUUCUGCAAGCCUCUGUCUUUCUGCCCGUGGGUGUGUGUGGUGGUAGCAGAACCACUUCUUUUUACUCUCUUUUUAAACUUGAAUCAAAUAAAAAUCUCUGCCUAUGGCCACCGGGUGUUUGUGUGUUCAUGUUUUUUGUUUUGUUUUGUUUUGUUGUUUGUGUUUUUUUUUUUGUUUCAGGGACUGUUGACAUUCAGAGAUGUGGCUAUAGAGUUCUCUCUGGGGGAAUGGCAAUGCCUGGAUGGUGCUCAGCAGAAUUUGUAUAGAGAUGUGAUGUUAGAGAACUACAAAAACCUGGUCUCCCUGGGUAUUGCUGUCUCUAAGUCAGACUUGAUCACCCAUCUAGAGCAAAAUAAAGAGCCCCGGAAUAUAAAGAAAAAUGAGAUGUUAGCCAAACACCCAGUUAUGUGUUCUCAUUGCACCCAAGACCUUCAGCCACAGCAGGGCAUAAAAGAUUCACUCCAAAAAGUAAUACCAAGAACAUAUGAAAAAUGUGGAAAUGAGAAUUUACAAUUUAAAAAAUGCUGUAAAAGUGUGGGUGAGUGUGAGGUGCACAAAGGAAGUUAUAAUGAUGUUAACCAAUGUUUGUCAACUACCCAAAACAAAAUAUUUCAGACUCAUAAAUAUGUCAAAGUCUUUGGUAAAUUUUCAAAUUCCAGUAAGCAUAAGACAAGACAUACUGGAAAGAAUCAUUUCAAAUGUAAAAAAUGUGGCAAAUCAUUUUGCAUGCUUUCACACCUAAAUCAACAUCAGGUAAUUCAUACUAGGGAGAAGUCUUACAAAUGUGAAGAAUGUGGCAAAUCCUUUAACUGCUCCUCAUACUGUACUAAACAUAAAAGAAUUCAUAUUGGAGAGAAACCCUACAGAUGUGAGGAAUGUGGCAAAGCCUUUCACUGGUCCUCAAGCCUUAGUAGACAUAAGAGAAUUCAUACUGGAGAGAAACCCUUCACAUGUGAAGGAUGUGGCCAAGCCUUUAGCCGGUCCUCAGCCCUUAAGAAACAUACCCAAUUUCAUACUGGAGGGAAACCCUACACAUGUGAAGAAUGUGGCAAAGCCUUUAGGCGCUCCUCAGCACUUACUAACCACAAGAGAAUUCAUACUGGAGAGAGACCCUACAAAUGUGAAGAAUGUGGCAAAGCCUUUACCUUUUCCUCAGCCCUCACUGACCACAAGAGAAUUCAUACUAGAGAGAGACCCUACAUAUGUGAAGAAUGCGGCAAAGCCUUUAACUGCUCUUCCAGCCUCAUGCAACAUAAGAGAAUUCAUACCGGAGAGAAACCCUACACAUGUGAAGAAUGUGGCAAAGCCUUUAGGUGCUCCUCAGCCCUUACUAACCACAAGAGAAUUCAUACUGGAGAGAGACCCUACAAAUGUGAAGAAUGUGGCAAAGCCUUUAGCUUUUCCUCAGCCCUCACUGACCACAAGAGAAUUCAUACUGGAGAGAGACCCUACACAUGUGAAGAAUGUGGCAAAGCCUUUAACUGCGCCUCAUCCCUUAAGAAGCAUAAGAGAAUUCACACUGGAGAGAAACCCUACAAAUGUGAAGAAUGUGGCAGAGCUUUUACAUGGCAUUCAAGUUUUGCUAUACAUAGGAUACGUCACACUGGAGAGAAACCCCACAAAUGUGAAUAAUGUGACAAAGUCCACCCUCAGGCCUUAUAAUACAUAAAAUAAUUUAUACUGAAAAACACUACAAGCGUAGAGAAUGUGGUCAGGCCUUUAACCAGUUCCAAACCUUAAUUGAACAUAUGAGAAUUCAUAUUGGAUGAAAAUCUUAUAAAUGUAAGUAAGAAAGAAACCCUUUGACUAAUGCUUAAACUUAAUAAACCUAAGAGAAUUUAUUGAAAAAAGAAUUUUUUUGAGAUGGAGUCUCACUUUGUCACCCAGGC